Triticum dicoccoides is the source of this 904-nucleotide messenger RNA. RefSeq names its product chaperone protein dnaJ 11, chloroplastic-like. The transcript has a single exon. Bases 198 to 563 code for a protein of 121 amino acids. Lineage: Eukaryota; Viridiplantae; Streptophyta; Magnoliopsida; Poales; Poaceae. The record is from RefSeq and is a predicted model, not a curated record.
CAUAAUCUCUUCUUCUUCUCGAAGGAGAUAAGAUCGAGUGCUGGGCGUACGAGUGGCACCACUGAGAGACCCCCGGAGCCCCUAUAAAUCCAUCGGCGCCUCCGCUCUCCUCGACGACGACGAGGUCGGACAACAGUGCAACGAAGAAGUAGAAGUGCUCUGUUUUGGUUCGAUCAAGAACAGAGAGCGGACCAUCGAUGGCUACGUUCGCCGCCGCAACUGUUUCCCUUCCAGGGCGCGUGGCGCGGGCGUCUGCGACGAUGGCGGUGGCCGGAAGGAUGCACUACGAGGUGCUCGGGCUGGGCGCGGGGGCCAGCAGGGAGGAGAUCAAGGCGGCGUACCGGCGUCUUGCCAGGGAGGUGCACCCGGACACUGCCGGUGGAGGUGGCGACGAGGACUUCAUCCGGCUGCACGCGGCUUACGCCACGCUGGCCGACCUCGACGAGCGCGCGCGCUACGACCGGGACGUGGCCGGCCGCGCGGCGGGGACCAUGAUGAGGCGGGCUGACUCGACGGGGCCAGCAUUCCGGCGGAGGACGUGGGAGACGGACCAGUGCUGGUAGGACGGCCGGACACACGCAUGUUCUGCUUUCCCGUUCGCCAGGCCGCGGGCCGUUUGGUUCAGACAUGGCGCGCUGUUGUGGUCGUGGUCGUCGGAGGAAAAACCGCGUCAGCUACCGCACGUCGUUCGAUCCUUCUUGGACGGCCCAGAUCAGGUGACGCGUGUGUACCGUGAGACGGCGGGAGACGUUUUUUAGAAGAUCUCCUGCGCGUUCGAUCAUUACCAAGAUGCAAACUACAGUAUGUACUACUAGAUCAAUUAGUCCACUGUAAGUUAACGGCUUAAAGCCAAGAGAUAUGUAUAGUUCUUGGGAAUCACCAUAGGUCAAACUACUGAUCUUUU